CAGGCCCCGCCCUCUAUCCCGGAAGUGAACCCCCAGGACUGCUCCGCAGCAGUUCCGUCGCUAUCCUUGGCGCCUGGCGGCUGCAGUUCGGCGCCUGAAAAUGGACACUCUUAACAAACUCAAACAGUUUGACGCCUACCCCAAAACGCUGGAGGACUUUCGAGUGAAGACGUGGGGCGGCGCGACCGUGACAAUCAUCAGCGGCAUCUUCAUGUUAAUCCUGUUCAUUUCGGAGCUCCAGUACUAUCUCACUAAAGAGGUUCAUCCCGAGCUGUAUGUGGACACGUCCCGAGGAGACAAGCUGAAAAUCAACAUAGACGUCAUCUUCCCUCACAUGCCUUGCGCCUAUCUUAGCAUCGAUGCUAUGGACGUGGCCGGCGAGCAGCAGCUUGACGUGGAACACAACCUCUUCAAGCAGCGGCUGGACAAAGAACUUCAGCCAGUCACCCAGGAGGCCGAGAGACACGAACUUGGGCAAGCUGACGACGGUGCAACGUUUGACCCCAGCACGCUUGACCCAAAUCGCUGCGAGAGCUGCUACGGCGCCGAGACAGACGAACUCAAAUGCUGCAACACCUGUGACGACGUGCGGGAGGCAUACCGCAGGCGAGGCUGGGCCUUCAAGAACGCAGACACCAUCGAGCAAUGCAAGCGAGAGGGCUUCACGCAGAGGAUGCAGGAACAGAAGAACGAAGGCUGCCAAGUGUAUGGCUUUCUGGAAGUCAACAAGGUGGCGGGAAAUUUCCACUUUGCUCCAGGAAAAAGUUUCCAGCAGUCACAUGUCCACGUGCACGCUGUGGAAAUUCACGACCUUCAGAGUUUUGGUUUAGACAAUAUCAACAUGACCCAUGUGAUAAAACACCUGUCGUUUGGUAAGGAUUACCCAGGCAUCGUCAACCCUCUGGACGGGACGCACGUCACGGCACCACAAGCUUCAAUGAUGUACCAGUAUUUUGUAAAGAUUGUUCCCACCGUAUACAUGAAGACAGAUGGCGAGGUUGUCAAAAGCAACCAAUUCUCAGUCACCAGACAUGAAAAAGUUGCCAACGGCCUGAUAGGCGACCAGGGCCUGCCAGGUGUCUUCGUUUUGUACGAGCUGUCACCCAUGAUGGUGAAAUUUACCGAGAAACACCGGUCCUUCACUCACUUCCUGACCGGGGUGUGCGCCAUCAUUGGGGGCGUGUUUACAGUGGCGGGCCUCAUCGACGCGCUCAUCUACCACUCCGCCCGCGCCAUCCAGAAGAAGAUCGAGCUGGGCAAGGCCUCCUAACCACGCCCCCCCCCCCGUCCACCCUUGCUGGCCUCCCCACCCCACUCCCCCCCGCCCGGGUGGCGCGGCCCCCGAGCGACACGCCGGUGCAAGGACGGGCUGGCGAGAGGUAAGGAGAGGACCGAGCAUCUUUUGUGGGUUUAGUCGCGCAGAGGGACGGAAGCACAGAGAAGGACGGCCACCAUCAGCCGCUUCCUGGGGGGUUUACGCCUCCUCCUCCUCCUCCACUAAGUGACCACGGGGUGGCGCUCACAACCAGCCGUCCUCUCGGAACACGGCUGUGCUACUUUUGUUCUCACUUCUGUGCUCAUCUCUUUUUUUUUUUUCUUUUUUUUUUUUGCACAUUCACCAAGAAACCCCCAAAAGUGUCCGAAGACGGAGCGUGAAGUGGAAGGAUCCUCGUUUUUGAACGGAACACUUUUCAUCCACGACACGCUCGCCUUCCUAUUUUUCUACUAGAAGGUCGGGGGGGAAGAAGCAGCCGAUUUGACACAAACGUACGUCAAAGUUAAAGCUCGUACGUUUCUAAACCCUGAAAAUCAGGGCUGGGUGUGUUGGAGUGGG
Molecule: messenger RNA, 1834 nt
Organism: Entelurus aequoreus (snake pipefish)
Lineage: Eukaryota; Metazoa; Chordata; Actinopteri; Syngnathiformes; Syngnathidae
Gene: ergic3
Product: ERGIC and golgi 3
Exons: 14
Coding region: 101-1270 (389 amino acids)
Biological process (GO): endoplasmic reticulum to Golgi vesicle-mediated transport; retrograde vesicle-mediated transport, Golgi to endoplasmic reticulum
Cellular component (GO): COPII-coated ER to Golgi transport vesicle; endoplasmic reticulum; Golgi membrane
Source: RefSeq, a predicted model, not a curated record